GAAUUUUCUUUAAAAAAAAAAGUGUGUCGUGAAAAAAAUUCAAUUGUGAGCUUAAAUGGUUUUUCAAAAUUUUUCCAUGUUUGUGGAUAAAUUGAGGCAUAUUCAGUUUCAGAAUAAUAUGUCACCAGAAAGAGUUGGAUCACCUUUAGGAUUAGAGCCACGUGAAUUGGCUCUUGCAUUACAAACGGCUGUGCCUCCAUUUAAACUUGUACGAUUACAAUUAAAUACAACACAACAGCAACAAAGUACAACAACGAUUACUUCCACACCAGAAAAGAAACAAAAAUUAUCACCAGGUCAUCAAGAUCAAGACGAUGACUUAACCAGUCUUACAUGGCUACAAGAUAAUAAUUUAUUAAAAGGUAUGAAUUUAAAUUGUGUCAAAGCGGAAGCAGAUGAAAUGCAACAAGUUGCAACCGCAAAUUCUUUACCUAGUGAAAUGAUAAUUCGUGGAAGUCCUGCGAGUACGCCACAAUCACAGCAAACAAAUUAUAGCGUGGAUCAAAGUCCAACCAGUGAUUAUAUGGAUGAAUCGUCAGUAUCAGAACCCACGGAUUCAUCGAGUAGUUCUUUAAAUUCACCUGUUCCUUAUUCUUAUAACAAUAACAAUAAUAAUAAUAUUACUAAUAAUAAUAAUAACAAUAACACUAAUAAUUCUACUUCAACAACCCCCUCCAAAUCCAACAAACAUCCACAUAAUGUACGUUAUGAUCCAAUGAUCCAUACUUUUAGUAAACCGCCUUAUUCAUUUUCCUGUUUAAUAUUUAUGGCUAUUGAAGAUAGUCCACAGAAAGCGCUUCCUGUCAAAGAUAUUUACGCAUGGAUAUUGGAUCAUUUUCCAUAUUUUAAGAAUGCACCGACUGGCUGGAAAAAUAGUGUACGGCAUAAUUUAUCGUUGAAUAAAUGUUUUCAAAAGGUCGAAAAAUCACCGAAUCUUGGAAAAGGAUCAUUAUGGAUGGUGGACCAACAAUAUCGUCCAAAUCUAUUACAAGCAUUGACACGAUCGCCCUUCCAUCCGUAUUCCACUUUGGAUCCGGCAACCUUCCGUUCGACAACAAGUCGUACAUCUAGCCCAUUUGUCCAACAAAUGAUCGAUAAUACAAAAACUUCUACACGUCUUCCAAAUCCUGAACUAUUCCCAUAUUUAUCACGUCGUUUAGCGGCAUCUGAAGCAGUUAAACAAGAUGUGAAAGUGGAACCACAAGUUAAACAAGAACAGCAUCUUCAGCAGUCUGAAGACGACGAAGAUGCUGAAUCGAGUUUAGAUGAUGUACAUGCGGCCACAGCUAUUUUAUAUUUGAAACAUGGCUCGAAAAUGAUUAUACCAGAGCAUAAUGGUAGCGUUAGGUUAAGGGAUCAACAGCAAAUACCUACUGAAAUGGUACAAGUGAUUACGAGGUCACCUAGCGAGGAUCAUACGUAUAGUUCGGCAACUACAAAUAAUAAUGGUACCACACAUCAUACGAUGAUUAUUAAGCAAGAAGAUCGGGAUGAACAUGAUGGCGGACUUCGAUCAGCAUCACCUAGAGCGCCAUCUCCAGAUGAAGCUUUUGAAAGUGAUGAUGACAGUGUGCAUUCCCGUCUAAAUUAUUCAAGUAUCGAUUUAGAGGAGCAACGUCGUAUCGAAGAAGGUGCAGACGCUUUAUUAAAUUUAGCAGGCAUAUCAACACUUCGCAAUAGCAAUAAUGAAACGUACCAUCAUCAUACGACACUCCGUCGAAGUCGAAAACGUGGUUACAACGAUGAUGAAGACGAAGAAAACGACGAUGAAAACAUCGACGAAAACGAAGAUAAUCAUUCAUUACGUUCAUCACCGGAAAUUGUUCGCGAACAACAGCAACAGCAACGUUUUCGACCACGAAUGUUACGUACCAAACGAAAAUUAAACGUAACCGAUACUGAACACACCAAUGGUAACAAUUUACACCAAAGUAAACGUAGUAAACAUGUAAAUAAUAAUAAUAAUAAUAAUAUUGAUAGUAAAAUGGCGGCGAAAUUAACAUCAGCUAGGAAAAAUGGUGAUUGGGGGGUACAAAAGUAUAAUAGAAAUUCUGAUGAUCAAAUUCUUAGUCACAGAUAAUUUUAAUUGUUUAGGUUUUAAAAAAAUUUAUAAAUCGGAGUUUUUUUAAUAGUUUUAAGAAAAUAUGUUAACACUUCCCAAAAAAAGGUUAAGGUGCCAUUCUACGUUAAAUCAAUCAAUAUAAGAGCCGUUUCAAGUAGGUUAUCUCAAAUUUUCUCGGAGCUUGCUUACAAGAAAUAAUUAUUCUCUGUGUUAUUGAGUUCGAUAAGAGGAUACAGCAGGUUUAAGAAUUUUAACGCUCCAAAAAGUAUGUUUUCUGACAUGUUAAAUACUUUUUUGAAUUCAAAUAAAAAAAAAGGUUAUAUUUGACUUGACCUUAUCAAAUUUUCAAAAAACCUACAAUUUUAACUUUGUACUCAAUUCUAAGAGUCUUAAAACCGGGCGUUGAUCGUCUAAAUUAAGCAAUCUAGUUAGAAAAUCAAGCCAUUAAAAUCUGAGAGAAUCCAAUGUUUGAUUUAGCAUAAAAUGGUACAAACAAUUUUCAUAAAUAUUAUUCUCGAAUGUGGAAACUACAAACCGAUCACUUGUGCCAAAAGAAUUUUUAUAUUCUAAAAAAAAAAUGUGAUUCCAAGAAAUCGCUCCAGGUAUGUAAGAGUGAUUAUUGUGCCAAAAUUUACUCCUUCACAGCUCAGAAUACGGUUUAUGAAAAUCUAAAACCAAUUCGUUAUUUCGAUUUUAAGUUUAAAAAAAAAACCUUUCUACUAGUGGACGUAAUUGAAAAUACUUCGUUAGUUAAUUAGGGGAAAUAAAAACGUAGAAACUUUAACAAAAAAAACAAUUUAUUAUCUCGUAAUUUUUACAAAGAAAA
Chrysoperla carnea is the source of this 2888-nucleotide messenger RNA. It is a transcript of the gene CHES-1-like, whose product is annotated as forkhead box protein N3. Gene Ontology annotation, cellular component: nucleus. Gene Ontology annotation, molecular function: DNA-binding transcription factor activity; cis-regulatory region sequence-specific DNA binding. Gene Ontology annotation, biological process: regulation of DNA-templated transcription. The transcript has 5 exons. The coding region runs from base 56 to 2080 and encodes 674 amino acids. NCBI's taxonomy places the organism in Eukaryota, Metazoa, Arthropoda, Insecta, Neuroptera, Chrysopidae. The record is from RefSeq and is a predicted model, not a curated record.